Molecule: messenger RNA, 3977 nt
Organism: Aedes albopictus (Asian tiger mosquito)
Lineage: Eukaryota; Metazoa; Arthropoda; Insecta; Diptera; Culicidae
Product: peroxisomal ATPase PEX1
Exons: 11
Coding region: 412-3792 (1126 amino acids)
Biological process (GO): protein import into peroxisome matrix
Cellular component (GO): peroxisome; cytosol; peroxisomal membrane
Molecular function (GO): ATP binding; ATP hydrolysis activity
Source: RefSeq, a predicted model, not a curated record
AAAAAUCAUUCAAGAAAAGGCAAGCAAUCGUAAACACCGAUGCGCAAUCAACACCGCAGCCUUGGACGAAUGUCAAACAGCGCAGAGAAGAACCCGUCGGUCGUCCGUCAGUCAGCCAGAAUCGAGAACGAGCGAGUGUUUUUAUCAUCACCGCGCACAUACGGUGCCAGAGGGAGGAUUUUCUGAAAAUAUUCCUUCUUACAACGCUCUAGACGUAACAAUUCGCGAACAGUGCAAGUUUGAACCUACCGCAAGACGGAGCGCGCGCGGAUUCCCGUUGGUUGUGCAGAGCCGCUGCAUAUUGCUUGGUCAUAGUGCCUACUUUUUUUGUUUCUGGUGGAGCAGCAGAGUGAUAAUCGAAGAAGAGGGCAAGUUUGACGACGGGUCAAAGGGCAGCAGCAGCAGAGCACAAUGUUUCGUCGGACUUUUACGGUUUCGUAUUCGCCAUUCCGGAAUAACUAUGUAACGCUUCCGGACAACUACCAUCGGAUGCUGUCGAGCUACAAAAACGGCUGUUUGAGCAUCACGCAUGGCAUCGACAGCUUCUUCAUGUCGUGGUCCCCAUUUGGUGGUGGCGGCUACCAGGAGAAUCGCAUCGGCAUCAAUGCACAGGUGGCCACCGCCAUGGGACUGAAGGAGGGUGAUAUGGUCAUGGUGGCCAUGAUCAUAGAGGCCCGGUCGCUGAAAACGGUGGAGGUGACGGCGGCCAGCGAAAAGGAUUGGGAUAUGAUGCAAGUGAGCAGCACUCGGAUACAAUCGAUCCUGCUGGACCAGACGAGGAUAGUGACCAAAGGGCAAAACUUGAUCGUGUGGAUAAACGAUUCUAUUAGCAUCAAGAUCAAAAUCAAAUUCACUAUUCCGCCUCUUCCGUACGGCCGCCUGGAAAACGACACCGAAUUAGUUGUGGAGCCUUACAAAAAAGCCAUGCUCAAAAAGGAUUCACCAGCAGCCGUGCCAGGAGCUUUAACACGUAGCAACACCAAUUUGAACAUAGCCGAAUUGGUUCGAAUGCGAAACCAACAGCGCAACAAAACUAAUGGAACCGAAAACGGUGACACGUUGAUCAGUUCCGUCGGUUUGGUAAGUUCGUCAACGCCUGCCUCCACAAUAGAUUCCAUCAAGAAGCGCCCACUCACAUGGCACAAAAAUAAUUCGCUGGAAAAUGGCAAAGAGAAUCAUCUGAAGACGGGACAGGAUAAACCCAAGGAAAAUGGCGUUUUAAAGCGAAGUUCCACUCAUGGGAACGGAGUUCUGACCAACGCCCAAACGGCCGUGCGGAACUCGUUGUUCGAAAAUGAUCUCGAUCGGCACCUAAGCAAACUGCAAACUAGUAAAACAAUAGCCAGCAUCAUAACCGAACAACCUCCGAUCGUCAGCGAGCCAUCGAAACCGUUGGCCUCCUCCCAAUUCAAAAGCAAAUCGCAAUACCUGGACGAUCUGCUCGCCACCCUUACCAAGGAAGUGCCCAAAAGCUACGAGUUCCGCGUGAUCCAAGGUGUGUGGAACUGUCGUCGGAACAAUUCGCAGAUCUGCGACAUCUAUAUCACCAAGGAGAACAUCCCGCCGGGAAUGGACAUCCACCUGCCGUUCCUGUUGUCCACCAACGACGACCGGGAGUACUUCGUAAACGUCCGGCUCACAUCCGACGGGGAACGUUUCCCCGCAAAUGCCUACCCGACCGUGGAAAUCAACGACAAGCUGAUGGAACAGCUGGAGAUCCACCACGGGGAGAAGAUUACCCUCCGAGCCAAGCAGAACGCUCUGAACAUCGUUGGUAUGAUCGAGUUGGUUCCGGCUACGAAAGUGGCCUGCAAGAUCGAGAGCGACAUUAUGGAAAAGUUCAAGGAGUUUAUUUUGUUCAAUUCGAAAGUGCAUCCGGUGCUGUUGAAUCAGGGGCAGGUUUUCCGGCUGCCGGAGUACUAUCUGACGGUGAAGCUGCAGCCGGCUAAUUUGAAGUACUGUUUGGUGAACGCGGUGAUAUUGAGGCAAAGCAAGAUUGUGUGUUCGGAGGAUGUGAAAAACUUAAAUGGAGUGAUUCCUAGUGAAGAGGAUGAGAAGAAAAAGCGAUGUGAGGUGCUCGAGGAAGAACAGAGGCAAGUGAAGAUCGGAAAGUUUCAGAAGAUAGUUGAUGAAUGUGUGGACCAGUUGAAGUUGAAAUUGUGCCUGGAUAAAAGAAGUAAUGUAAGGAAAAGUUACAAUGUGAUUAUUGCAGGAUCCAAUCAGAGUGGUAAAAGAACCAUUGUUCAAACUGUGCUGCGUCGGUUAGCCGAACCUCCUUACCAUUGCUUCACCACCACCUUCCAGUGUUCGAAGCACAAAGGACGCAAACCGGACUCGAUACAGAAAGAUCUUCGCCACGCCUUCUACAUGUGCAUGUUUCACAGUCCUGCGGUACUCUACCUGGAAGGACUGGACGUCCUAACGCACAAUCCCGGUGAACAGAAUACUCAGGAUGCGGAGUAUCAUAACAAAGUUUCCGAUGUGGUACGCAAGCAGAUCGAGGAAUUCACCAGCACCAACCCGAUCUCGGUGAUCGCCUCCAUCGGUAGCGUUUCCAACCUGAACCGGAGGUUGUACUCCUCGCGGGGAUCUCACCUGUUCCACGAUCUCCAAAAGGUGCCAAAUCUUGACAAGACUGAUAGAGAAAUUGUGAUCAAAAGUUUGUUCGUCAACAAACGCUGCAAGCUGGAGAAGCGAAUCGACUGGAAGAAGCUGGCCAACUCGACCGAGGGCUACUCGGUGGGUAGCCUGGUGCAGAUGGUCGAUCGGGCGGUGUUUUAUGCGUUUAAAAAAAAUUCCAAAUCCCCGCUGGUGACUGAUGAAAUGAUUCGUAGUGCCUUGGAUGUUACCAACGAGUAUUGUCUGCAAGGAAUCGAAAGUCACAAGCGUUCGGAUGACUUGGAUGACGAAGAUGACGUUCCGGGCGAUAAGGUUCCUGGCUUGGAAAAUGCCAUCGAUGUCUUCCAGGAGGUGCUGAUGUGGCCGACCAAGUUCCCGAAAAUCUUCGAGUGCUCGCCGCUGCGCAAUCAGGCGGGGAUUUUGCUGUUCGGACCGCCGGGAACCGGCAAGACUUAUUUAGUUUCUAAACUUGCGAAAACGUGGAACCUCCGGAUGAUAUCGGUUAAGGGUCCAGAAUUGCUAGCGAAAUACAUUGGACAGAGUGAGGAAAAUGUGCGGAAUCUGUUCGAUCGGGCGCGAAGUGCCAAACCUUGUGUUCUGUUCUUUGACGAGUUUGACAGCUUGGCACCUCGAAGAGGACACGACUCGACGGGAGUUACGGAUCGUGUGGUGAACCAAUUGCUCACCGAGCUAGACGGCGUGGAAGGUCUUCAGGGGGUGACUGUGAUUGGAGCUACUUCGAGGCCUGAGCUUCUGGAUCCAGCUUUGCUGCGGUCCGGUCGAAUUGAUCGGCUGGUCGAGUGCAGUUUGCCGGAUGAGAAAUCCCGUCUGGAGAUCUUCAAGAACCAAAGCAGCACGUUGGACCUGGCCGCGGAUGUGCAACUUCCGUACUUCGCCAAGAAAUCCAACACCUACACCGGGGCGGACAUCCAGUCCAUCCUGACGACGGCCAACAUGCUUGCCGUGCAGGAGUGUCUCACCAGUGCCGAGGACGAUGAGCAUGUUCCGGAGAAGAUAACGGUUAACCAGCGACACCUACUGGAAGCGUUUGCCAGCACCCGCCCCUCGCUAAGCCCGCAGGAUGUGCAAAAGUACAAGGACACAUAUGCUCGGUUUACGAACAAAGAACCUCCUUCGAGGGAUUUCGUUGCGAAACGGGCCACCUUGGCUUAGAUGGAGAACAGGUUAGUGCGGUGGUGGUUUACUCAGCAGGUCUGGACUGAAUCCAAACGAUCCUUUGUUGUAUUUAAGGUGUUUGUACGGUUUUACCUGGUUUAGUUUUUGGGGGUGAAGUAUUGGGAAAACAAGUAAAAAAACGGUGGUUUUUAUAAAAGACAUGGAACUAUUUUUAAGAAUAA